CAACGGCACGGAAGGAUAUUGAGGUUGCACAGCUAGUGUUACAUGACCUCAACAAGGUGCGUUUGGUAAGAAUACCUAACAUUGUGUAUCCUAAGAUGACCAGUUGUUCGCGAUGUCUACAACAGCAGGACGAGUUUUCUCCGGUCUGAUACGAGCUGCUUCGUGUCGAGGAUUUUGUACUUACAAGGCUUCAACAGUGAGACUGAGCAGUGUGCGAUCCCUCUCUGUGAGCUCUCGGAGAGCAGCCAGGCCCAUAGAUGACAAUGAGGUGAAAGAUGAGCCCAUCAAGUUCUCCACCAGUAAAGCCAGCCACAGGACCUGGAGAGUGGACCGCUCCUUGGGGAGCCAGUAUGAGCGGCCUUGGUGGAAGGUGUUACCCAUCAGCCUUGUGGGUACCGGCUUCCUAUUGUGGUGUGCUCUGAGAGAUGAGACGGACAUUGAUGUAAAACUGGAGAAGCAGCUGUCUGAGCAGCUACCCGGCAUUUAUUCCGAUGAAGAGGAGGAUGAUGAUGAUAAAAAGUCAAGUUAACAAAUGUGAGACUUGAAAUGUAUAUAGAUUUCAGCUGAUAUUUAUUGUGAAACGUCUCUGUAUUAUUACAUCCUUCAGCAGCAGCUCAUUGAUUUGAAGCUGUCCUGGGCCACAAACUCUUUUGCAGAAAACAGACCAAACUGCCUUUUGUCAAGUUUCAGAUGACUGAUAAUAUCUGGUGGAUUAAAUGCCUUUAAUGAGCCACA
Molecule: messenger RNA, 735 nt
Organism: Notolabrus celidotus (New Zealand spotty)
Lineage: Eukaryota; Metazoa; Chordata; Actinopteri; Labriformes; Labridae
Gene: uqcc4
Product: chromosome 18 C16orf91 homolog
Exons: 2
Coding region: 113-529 (138 amino acids)
Source: RefSeq, a predicted model, not a curated record